Molecule: messenger RNA, 609 nt
Organism: Suillus discolor
Lineage: Eukaryota; Fungi; Basidiomycota; Agaricomycetes; Boletales; Suillaceae
Exons: 1
Coding region: 1-609 (202 amino acids)
Source: RefSeq, a predicted model, not a curated record
AUGGCAUCCCCACAAAUCCCAAACCACGAAGAGAUACGACUGAAUGGAGCCAAACAUGUUCGCCAAACAAAGAAGGCAGAAGAUAACGAGAAUGCCACUGCAGCACCCAUUUCCAUAGAUAUCGCUCGUGAGGGCAGUAUUGGCCCAGUCACUGUCCCAGCCUUCGAUCGCACAACCAAAUCUACUGGGAGGAAAGGAAAAGGUAAGACGGUAGCAAAGGGGAAGAAGAAGGGCCCUGCUACAAUUCAAAGCACUGCAACACCUAGCGGUGCCAUGCCAACAAUGCCACAGCCAUACCUGUACCCACGGAUUACCCCGCAGGACACUCAACCUCCAUUUAACAAUAGCCUGCCACCACACACUCUUCCGCCUCCAUGGCCUGCUGCCCAUAUACCAUGCAAAUGUGCAUGGCAGUCACCCCUUGCACAUGUACCCGACGGCUUUUCCACCUUAUUACCCCAUCCUGCACGCAACAACUUUUCUGCCCUAUCACCCCACUCUCCACAUGCGCACAGAUGUGCACCCUUUUGCCCAUGCAGGACCGUCUCACCAACAACCCUCCCUCAUACCAGCUCCAAGCUUCACACCGUCCACUGCAUGGAGAGUUGA